Messenger RNA from [Candida] anglica, 1302 nucleotides. The record is from the annotation of a GenBank genome assembly. Lineage: Eukaryota; Fungi; Ascomycota; Pichiomycetes; Serinales; Debaryomycetaceae.
AUGAACUACGUUUCAAACGGGGCCAUUUAUGGUGACCAACAACAUUCACAACACCCGCACCAUGGCCACAUGGGAGGAGUUGCUACGUCCAACAUUCAAGACUUGGGAUUGCUCCAUUCCUUUGCUCAAACUAACGCUUCUGGCCAACAACUUCAACAACAACAACAACAACAGCCACAACAACAGCAGCUGCAACAACAUAUUCCUAGUGGGCCCCAUGGCCAGGACUCUUCCCAGUUAUUACUGAACCCCUUAUCUCUGUCAGGGGCUGCUCCCCAGCAACAUCACCAACAAUCACAACAAGUACAUCAAAUUGUUUCUGGAUCAAGCUCUACCACUGGCUCUGCCACCCAUGGGAACUCUCCCUUAAAUCCAGGCCAUUCACAUAUGGCUAAUAGCGGGGCUGCCAAUACGUCACGGGACAAUACCACCAAUGGAGGAGCCACCUCUCAUAACAGUAACCAUGGACAUUCCAGUUCACAUUCCUUAACAGCUAAUGGGAUCCCAUUCCAUAAUCCGUUUGAAACCCAAAGCUACCCCUUGACCAACCCACCAAUCUUUGAUUAUACCAUGAAAUUCCCAUACACCACCAAUGAUGGGAUAACUCGUAGAAGAAGAAUUUCUAUAUCGAAUGGUCAGAUUGGUCAGAUUGUCAACCAUGAAGCAUUUGUUGACUAUCAUGCUGCUGAUGACGAUAUACCGUAUGGGAUUCCUAAGCCUCAAGACCAUCACCAUCACCACCAGCACCAACAACAACAACAACAACAAUCUUCUCAACAUCCUCAAACAGCACCACAGAUGAAUAAUUUCUUGGAUACAUCCGACCAUGUGACGACUCCGAUUGAACUUAAUGAAUCCGUUGGAGUUGAUAUGAAAUCAUUUGGGAAUGAAAACUCCCGAACCACCACCACUACAAAUUCCGGCUCAGCAGCAGGAGUACCACCACCAAAUCAUCAACUCAUAUAUGACAACGAGGUGAUAUAUAACCCCAACGAUGGACCAAUCCCUGGCACUGCAGCAUGGAAGAAAGAGAGACUUUUGGAAAGAAAUAGAAUUGCAGCCUCUAGAUGUAGACAACGGAAGAAACAGGCACAACAGGUGUUACAGGAGAACAUCUCAAAGUACCAGCUGGAGGUGCAGGGCUUACAGGACAAGCUUGACCAGUAUAGACAAAUUGUGAAGACAUACAACCAGACAAUCAAGAUCCAUGCCAAGGAGUGUAAGAACUUUGAAUCUUUGACAUUACUUCGUAUGUUGGAAGAAAUCGAUUUGGAUGAGGAGGAAUUGAAGUACAUUGCAUAG